Cryptomeria japonica (Japanese cedar) is the source of this 3637-nucleotide messenger RNA. RefSeq names its product DExH-box ATP-dependent RNA helicase DExH1. NCBI's taxonomy places the organism in Eukaryota, Viridiplantae, Streptophyta, Pinopsida, Cupressales, Cupressaceae. The record is from RefSeq and is a predicted model, not a curated record. Gene Ontology annotation, molecular function: RNA binding; ATP binding. Bases 132 to 3311 code for a protein of 1059 amino acids. Gene Ontology annotation, cellular component: nucleus; intracellular anatomical structure. The transcript is spliced from 16 exons.
GCACUGAAUUUUCCAUAGACAACCAUUGCACCUCAGUUGCAACUGGUUGUCUAUGAUUUUUGAAUAGACCGUUGCAAGUGGGAUUUAUGUUCUGUUGAACUGGUGGCCAUUUAAGGUUUAGCUGCGCUCAUAUGUUUGCAUAUAAAGUUUUGACUGUGGAAGUAAAAAUACAGGUCGUGCAAAAACAUUUUGUUGGGCACUGGAGAAAAAUACAGAGCAGCAUGUCGGGAAGAGGAAGAGGAGGAGGAAGAUGGGGACCUAAUUCUCAGCAGCGAGGCAGAGGAAGAGGAAGAGAGGGGCACCAGCGAGGCAGAGGAGGGGCAGUAGGGGGGCAACAGGGAAGCAGAGGCGGAGGAAGGGGUGGGCAGCAGCGAUGGUGGGAUCCUGUCUGGCGAGCGGAGCGACUUAAUCAGAUGAAAGAGGAGGUGGAAAAACUAAAUGAGAAUGAGUGGUGGCAAAAAAUAGAGGAGUUCAAAUUUCAAGAUGAGCAGGAAAUUGUAAUCAAGCGUAAUUAUGGAAGAGAAGGUGCUAGUAUUCUUAGUGACAUGGCCCAGAAAGUGGGACUUUUCUUUCAUGCAUACAAUAAAGGGAGAAACCAAGUUCUUGUUGUAAGCAAGAUUCCGUUGCCAAAUUAUCGGGCAGAUCUUGAUGAGAUGCAUGGAUCUGCACAGCGUGAGAUCCGGAUGUCAACAGUUACAGAGGGUAGAGUGGAAAAUUUUCUGGAAGAUGCCAAGGGUACCAGUAAUUCUGAGAGAAUAGAUGAGGCAUCAAGUCAAAAUAAAUUGAAGCCGGAAUAUACUUCAAGCGCUCAGGAAUCCAAUUCAGCUAUGAAGUGUGACGCUGAAAUGAAGAAAAUAAGCCUUGAUUUACGCAAUUGGCAACAUGCCCAUGCCCUUAAGGAUAGCUCAUCUGUUAAGGCUAUGCAGUCAUUCAGAGAAAAACUGCCUGCCUAUGAGAAGAAAGAUGAUUUUCUACAAGCUGUGGCAAAUAAUCAGGUACUUGUGGUUUCAGGUGAGACUGGUUGCGGUAAGACCACACAGCUACCUCAGUUUAUACUUGAAGAUCAGAUAGAAUCGCUUAAUGGUGCUCUGUGUAACAUAAUUUGCACUCAACCCCGUCGAAUAUCUGCAAUGUCUGUGGCUGCUCGUGUGGCUUCUGAAAGAGGUGAAAAUUUGGGAGAGAUAGUUGGAUAUCAAAUUCGGCUAGAGACUAGGCGAUCCAUGCAAACGCGGCUGCUAUUUUGCACCACUGGAGUAUUACUUAGGCGUUUGAUUGAUGAACCAGAUUUAAAAGGUGUUAGUCAUGUAAUAGUGGAUGAAAUCCAUGAGCGAGGAAUGAACGAAGACUUCUUAAUAAUAAUCUUGCGAGACCUUCUUCCUCGUCGUCCUGAUCUACGGGUUAUUUUAAUGAGUGCAACUAUUAAUGCAGAACUAUUCUCAAAGUAUUUUGGAAAUGCGCCAAUGAUGCAUAUACCAGGUUUCACUUUUCCUGUCAAAGAGCUGUUUUUAGAAGAUAUAUUAGAAAGAACAAGCUAUGCAAUUGAAUCAGAAUCAAAAAGCUCCCAAUCCAGUUUCGGGAGGAGAAGAAAACAACCAGAUCAGAAGAGAGAUCCUUUGACUAUGUUGUUUGAGGAACUUGAUAUUGAUUAUGAGUUCAGACAAUAUAAUGCACGCACAAAGGAAUCUCUUUAUGCUUGGGAUGGAAGCAAACUUGAUCUGGGCCUGGUUGAAGCUUCUAUAGAAUACAUCUGUCGCCACGAAGGAGAGGGGGCCAUUCUUGUAUUUCUCACAGGGUGGGAUGAAAUUAGUAAAUUGCUGGAGAAGCUUAAGGGAAACAUACUUCUGGGAGAUCCCGAAAAAUAUUUGUUGUUGCCAUUACAUGGUUCCAUGUCUACAGAAUAUCAGCGAGAGAUAUUUCAAAAACCACCUAAUGGCAUGAGGAAGAUCAUAAUUGCUACUAAUAUUGCAGAGACAAGUAUCACCAUUGAUGAUGUGGUUUUCGUGGUUAAUUGUGGAAAAGCAAAAGAAACAAGUUAUGAUGCUCUGAACAAACUUGCUUGUCUAACUCCAACGUGGAUCUCAAAGGCAUCAGCCCAUCAGAGGAGAGGACGUGCUGGUCGUGUUCAACCUGGAUGGUGUUAUCAUCUUUAUCCAAAGAUUAUUUAUGAUGCCAUGCCUCAAUAUCAAUCUCCUGAAAUUCUACGGACACCUUUAGAAGAACUUUGCUUACAAAUCAAAACUUUGCAUUUUGGAAAUAUUUCUGCAUUUCUUUCCAAAGCACUCGAGCCUCCUGAAAUUCUUGCGGUACAAAAUGCAAUAAAUCUUCUGAAGACCAUUGGAGCUCUAGAUGAGAGGGAAGAACUGACUGCAUUAGGGUGCCAUCUGUCAAAAUUACCUUUGGAUCCAAAGGUUGGAAAAAUGCUUCUCAUGGGGGCUGUUUUUCAGUGUCUAGAACCAGCAUUGACAAUAGCUGCUGCCUUAGCUUAUCGGGAUCCAUUUGUCCUUCCAAUUGAUAAAAAAGAGGAAGCAGAUAAAGUAAAGAGAUACUUCGCAGGAGAUUCGUAUAGCGAUCACAUUUGUUUGUUGAGGGCUUUUGAGGCUUGGAAACGGGCAAAGAAGCGUGAUGGUCAAGGACGGACAUUUUGUUGGCAGAACUUCUUGUCUUUGCAUACAUUACAAAUGAUGGAAGAUAUGCGAGACCAAUUUCGUGAUUUACUCACUGAGAUAGGAUUCAUUGAUAAGUCCUUUGGUUCUCAGGCAUACAACCAGUACAGUGCAGAUAGAAACAUGGUUUCUGCUGUUCUAUGUGCUGGCCUUUUUCCCAAUGUAGUCCAGUGCAAGCGAAGGGGCAAAAUAGCAUUACUUUUCACUAAAGAGGAUGGAAGAGUUGAACCCCAUCCAGCAUCAGUUAAUUCUGUUGUAUGUCCAUUCCCUCAGCCAUAUCUAGUGUACAAAGAGAAGGUAAAAACCACUAAUAUCUUUAUCAGAGACUCAACAAAUAUAUCAGAUUAUGCUCUACUAAUGUUUGGGGGCAGUCUUGCUCUAAGCCAAAGUGGGCAAGGGAUUGAGAUGCUUGAAGGUUACUUGCAUUUUUCUGCGUCAAAAAGAACAAUGCAGUUAAUUCAGAAUUUAAGAGCAGAGCUUGACAAGCUCUUACAGAAAAAGAUUGACAAUCCAGGUUUAGACAUUACUGUGGUUGGGAAAGGAGUUGUAGCUGCUGUUAUAGAACUAUUGAAUAGUGAAAAUCAACAGCAAUAUGCAGAUGAGUAUCGGAUGCCAAGCAAAUUGAGAGUUAACGGCUCUCCAUCUUAGAAUUUUUUUUUUUUUUUCCAAAAUUGUACCAUUCAUAUAUGUAUGCUAAUAGAUAUUAACUGUUUAGUACCACAGAGAUAAUGUAUUACUUGGACAAUUCCUUUUUUAGGCUUGCAACUUAGCUUAGACAUUAGUGUGGUAGGGAAAGGAGUUGUAUUCUGCUGUUGUAGAAUUAUUGCACAGGGAAAAUGGAUUGCGAUCUGCAGUAACUAUAAGAUGCAAAUAAAUGCAGAGCUAAAUGCUUCAGAGUUUCAGAAUAGAAGUAUUUUUUCAACGUUUUACUAUUUCUUUCUGGAAGGUAAUAGAGAUCAAUUUUUUGAUGCCAA